This is a messenger RNA of Necator americanus (New World hookworm), 1710 nucleotides long. RefSeq lists its product as uncharacterized. Gene Ontology annotation, biological process: fatty acid catabolic process. Bases 1 to 1710 code for a protein of 569 amino acids. Lineage: Eukaryota; Metazoa; Nematoda; Chromadorea; Rhabditida; Ancylostomatidae. The transcript is spliced from 15 exons. Gene Ontology annotation, molecular function: amidase activity; fatty acid amide hydrolase activity. The record is from RefSeq and is a predicted model, not a curated record.
AUGCUACUUCUGUUGAUUGUUUCGUUGUGUGCCACCUACCUGUUCUACUUGUACACUAAACGACAACAGCGGCUAAAGGAGCUUCGUGACGUCAUUGCUAGACGGUUGAUAGAACGUGAAGAAUCCAUAGCGCUAGCAGAAAAAUCAGCUGCGCUAGUAGCUCUAGGAAAAAGAGAAGAAAUAGCAAAAUGGAAUUUCCAGGAAUUGAGAGAAAAUCUUCAAAAAGGCACCGUAACAUGUGUGGAGGUGUUACGAACGUUUCAAUGGAAAGCAAUAAUGGCACACAAGAAGACCAACUGUAUAACACUUUUUAUACAGGAAGCUGAGCGAUGGGCAGCCGACUGGGACGCCAAGGCCGCAGAACCGGGAUUCAAGAAACCUGUAUUUUUCGGGAUCCCAAUAAGUCUCAAAGAAUGCAUAGCUGUAAAAGGAUAUGACACAACACGUGGACUCGCCCAGGAUGUUUCCAAGCCAUCCGAUUCUGAUUCGGUCCUUGUUCAACAAAUCAAGUUAUUAGGAUUCAUCCCAUUUGUACAAACAAAUGUAUCACAACUUCUGAUGUCGUACGGUUGUAGUAAUCCCAUUUACGGAGCUACAAGCUCCCCGUUAGACAGUUCACGGACAAGCGGCGGCUCAUCCGGUGGUGAAUCUGCCCUCCUGGCUGCUAAUGGAUCUGUCAUCGGAAUUGGUGGAGAUGUGGGUGGUUCGAUUAGAGUUCCAUGUCACUUUACUGGAACGGCCGGAAUUAAGCCCUCACAUCUACGAUUCUCCCAUCGUCAUAGUCCUGGUGUUGUGCCGGGACGUCCGUUGGUGAACUCUAAUGAGGGACCAAUGACUCUGGACAUAAAGACCUCAGCUGAUUUCCUGAAAGAGAUAUGGAGCAAUAAUUGGAUCACUGAACACGAUCCAUACGUUCCACCUGUGCUAUGGAACAAGGAGAUGUAUCGUGAAGGUGCAAAAUAUCGUGUCGGAUAUUAUGUAGACGAUGGAUGGUUCACUCCUGCUCCAGCUAUUCAGCGAGCUGUGCUGGAGGCAAAAACGCACCUGGAAGCAGCCGGCCAUGUUGUGGUGCCUUUUCAGCCUCCAGAUGUUCCAGAAAUGAUGCGCCAAUUUGUACGAGCUGUAUGUGUGGAUGGAGGAUCUUUCGUAUUCAAUAAGCUAACUGCUGACAUCAUCGAUCCAUCACAUUAUGGUCAGAUAUUCAUGGUUCUGAUACCGAUAUGGCUUCAACGGAUUAUCGCUUAUCCAGUGGAGCUGAUAUCUCCACGCGUUGCUAAUAUGAUGAGAGCAAUGACUCUGAACACAUGUGAACUCAGGGAGACGUACGCGAAGAUCGAGCAGUAUCGCGAUAAGUUCGUCGAACUUAUGAUGGAGAACGAUUUGGAUGCGUUGCUUUGUCCACCACAGGUUCUUAUAACUCCGAAACACGAUAUCCCUACCAAGCUGUUUUGCACCACGUCGUACACUGCUAUAUUCAACGUUCUCGACUUUGGCGCUGGUGUCGUGAACGUAACGAAAGUUAACGAGAAGGACGAUCAAGCGGUCCUAUCACACUAUCCGGACACUGAUCUUUGGUAUAGAAAGGCGAAAGAAGCCUCCAAGGAUUGUGUUGGAUUCCCUGUGAACGUACAAGUGGCUGCUCCACCGUACCGAGAAGAAAUCGUUCUACGUCUCCUACGAGAUAUUGAAAUCGCAGUCACUGGGAAAUAA